AUGUGGAAGGAGUCCGGCAACACGUGCAUGAGCCUGGUGUCCAGUAUGAUCCCCGAGGCGAAAGCCUUCACGAUCACAAAAGGGCUCUUCUCCGGGUCCAGAGUCGGCACCGACCGCGUUGCGAGCGGGAGGCACACAUCGACGAUGUUCUCCGCCAAGAUGGCGGAGGCGGCGAUGAGCUUCAGCGGCAGCAGGGUGCGUGAAUUUUCGAUGCACCCAUUUGUCGUCGAGGAUGAUUCAUGGUCCCCGCGCAGGUUUCCUGCCUCGCGGACGAGGCGGCGACGGAGAUGA
Molecule: messenger RNA, 291 nt
Organism: Linum trigynum
Lineage: Eukaryota; Viridiplantae; Streptophyta; Magnoliopsida; Malpighiales; Linaceae
Source: the annotation of a GenBank genome assembly